Molecule: messenger RNA, 1373 nt
Organism: Gadus chalcogrammus (walleye pollock)
Lineage: Eukaryota; Metazoa; Chordata; Actinopteri; Gadiformes; Gadidae
Product: zinc finger CW-type PWWP domain protein 2 homolog
Exons: 7
Coding region: 128-1018 (296 amino acids)
Cellular component (GO): nucleus
Molecular function (GO): zinc ion binding
Source: RefSeq, a predicted model, not a curated record
AUUUUUAGUCUAGGAAAAAUAUUAAUGGUUGUUUGACGAUGAAUUUUGGAGCACAACCACACAAAGAGCCCACCAACGUUAAUGUGUUUCAUAUCGUCACAUAGGGGGCAGUCAAGGAGCACUGACGAUGGCACAUCCCCCCAGCUCUGUUGUACCGGGGACUCGACUACGUAAAUCACCCAGCACCACCAAGAACGUUAAGAGUCACAACGAAUCUUCACAUGUGGAAGAGAAUCAAAUAUGGGUCCAGUGUGAAACACCACGCUGUUUGAAAUGGAGGCUAAUUCCUCAGGUGAGCGAUGUUGGUGUGAGGCUGAGCUCAGAGCAGUCCUGGUUCUGCAGCAUGAACCCCGAUCCGGUGUACAGCUCAUGUGCGGCGCCCCAGCAGCUCUUACCAAGUGUCUCCCUGCUCAAAAAGCAUGGCUUGGAUUAUGUUUACUCACAGAUCCCCGUAGGCAGUCUUGUGUCUGCAAAGAUCAGGGGAUGGCCGUGGUGGCCAGCUGUCUUGAGCCCGGACCCAGGCAACGGGAUGCACUUGAAACAGGAUGGAGAUGGAGAUGUGCACAGCUACCAUGUUGAGUUCCUGGGCAACCCCCACAGCAGAUGUUGGGCCAUGGCCAAGUGUGUAGGCAGCUACCGAUCCAUUGCUGAGAAGGAUUUGAGAGCGCUUACGAAAACUGGCAGGAAGUCAUGUAAUAUUGCCAUACAGGAGGCUGGACAAAUCAAAAACAUGUCAUGUGAGGAAAGACUCCUCUUAUGUCACUUCCAACCAAAUUACUUAUUGAUUAAAGCCGAGAAGCUGAUGUGGGACAUUGAGGACCUGAUAAAACAAUUUGACUCAAACGGCGGCUCCAGACAGAAACAAAAACACAGCAAGGACCAGAGCUCCUGGUUGUGUCAGGGCGGGAUUGAGGAGGAUGGCGAUGCCUUGAUCGUCGAGGGCUUCAGGUUUGAGAGUGCAGCCAGCACGGAGGAGCUGAGGAGCCUCGGUUCACAGCCUGGCCCAAGCAACUUGUAGCGUGACAGAUGACUCCAGGGCAGAUCGAAUGAGGAGAUCCAUAGGUUAUGAUUGGGAGGCUCAAACCAAAGGGCAGCUGUGUUGAGCAAUGUCAGUUGGCUCUAUGGUAAGCUUUAUUUGCGUUUAAUUACUUUUUUUUGUUUUAUUCUUUGUUGUUUAUUACUGUUUGUUCGCCAAAGGCUAACCAGAGACAUGAUCCACUUUGUUAAUUUGAUGAAUACGGUAUUUUAAUAUUUUUUUAUUUUUGUUCCUUUGCUAGUGUUGUGUAUAUUUGCAUUGGUAUUUAAAUACCUGAAAAUGUCUUGAUAGACUUCAGGCUGUAAAUGUAAUUCGUUUAUAAAUCUGUUUAUAAAUC